This is a messenger RNA of Gloeophyllum trabeum ATCC 11539, 940 nucleotides long. RefSeq lists its product as uncharacterized. The transcript is spliced from 2 exons. The record is from RefSeq and is a predicted model, not a curated record. Lineage: Eukaryota; Fungi; Basidiomycota; Agaricomycetes; Gloeophyllales; Gloeophyllaceae. The coding region runs from base 99 to 512 and encodes 137 amino acids.
CAGAUCCUAUAGCCCUGACCGGCACCGGAGCCAUACAAAAGGCCGACCUUACCUGCACUUCUGUCUCACCUCCUCGACAAGUCCCCCGCCUGCCCACCAUGUCGCACCCCGUCCUCGCCUCCUUCGACCCCUUCGCUGUCCACCCAUUCACCAGCAACAAGGGUCUCGCCCCCAAGCCACCGCAGCCGUCGGGCUACCCUGCCCCCAUCCCGACGCCGUCGAUGCUCGUCCCAUCAGCAGCAGCACCCGUGUCGCCCUCCUCGUCGCCCCCCUCGUCCCAGACCACAGUCCACGCGCCCAGACCGCGCCGCGCCAAUAGCCCCGGGUCAUCUGGCUCGUCCACCCUGCGCCAGCAGCCCAUCUUCGUCCCGUUCCGUCCGGAGCGUUCAUCACCAGACCUAGGAGACAUACUCCUCAAGAAAAAACCCGUGCAUGGCUUUAGCUUCGGCUCGGAGCCGUCGACGCCGCCAACGAUGUCGAUGAAGAGCAGUGACGCAAAGGCGAAGCACUGAGUCGGGCGCAUGUGAUUCCCUUGGUAUACCCGCGCGAUGACAUCAGCCAUCGCCACCACUUAAUGACGGAAAUGAAGUCGAAGAAGCAAGAAGAUCGUCUAUGCUCCAAAUUGGAGCAAGCUUAUGUCGCAAGAGUGCGGGGCGACGCGGGGAUCCGGAGAGAUGGAUGUCAAAAUGAACUCAGUCCGCUGAGUGUUCAGAAGUGGCAAAAACUGUACUUGUAUGGCAUGUCGGAUUCACAUUCUUGGGACUUUUUUGCAUGAUGCAUCGUAUACCUUAUCCUCACUGUUUUGCUGUUCCCACAUCCCCGUCUUCAUGUUCUGCUUACCAUUCCCCGAUAGCGUACGCACCUUAACACUGUACCAUCACCUUCUAUCGCCCUAAUCAUAAUAUGUAUAUGCCUACGUCAGGCCUGCCUCGACCUCCUC